Guyanagaster necrorhizus is the source of this 1838-nucleotide messenger RNA. RefSeq lists its product as uncharacterized. The transcript has 14 exons. Lineage: Eukaryota; Fungi; Basidiomycota; Agaricomycetes; Agaricales; Physalacriaceae. The coding region runs from base 178 to 1602 and encodes 474 amino acids. The record is from RefSeq and is a predicted model, not a curated record.
UAAGAUCUGGGAUUUCUGGUGCUACUGGACGACGGAAACGGUACUUCUGUGUCGGAAGUUUACGUGGUCUUUACUGGCCAUUUGGAUGGCAACGGCACCAAAUAGGCUAUGAAAUAAACUUUUACGGUCGAGUGAGUACGUACAUAGGCGUGGAAGGAUUAAAGAGGCCGUCUUCCGAUGGCUGGUGUCUAUUUUUGUGAUUUGGAUGUAUGCGCGGCUUCUUUCAGAGCUGAGCAAAUGUCCAGAUCGACCCGCCCUGGGAUACUAGUCUUUCCCUCUUGUUCCCAAACCACCAUCGUCUCCUCCACCAAAAUGUCGGACACUCCAGAGACGGCACAUUACUUCAUAUAUGGUACUCAAAUCUAUUUCUGUGCCAUGUAUGCAGUAGUUCUCUGGGAUUGGAUGAUUAGUCUGCCCAGAGAAUGGCGCUUCGUCUGGAAGACCCAUUGGACGCCAGUCAAGGUCGCUUAUCUAUUCUGCCGAUACUGGGUAAUCAUCGUGGUUCCCUACCUUCUUUUCUGUUUCGUCGUCGACCACUCUCUUGAGACUUGCCGGAAAAUCUACAAGGUCCCCGUGGCGUUGGCUAUGUGGAAUCAAGUCGGAUCUGAAUCGGUUCUCCUUAUUCGCACCUACGCUUUCUUUAACAGAAACGUAUACAUUCUAUGGAUGUUUAUAUGUGCUAUCGGGGGUGUCGUAGCAUAUCAGCUGUACGUUGACACUACCCAGAUGCUCCUCUUGCCAUUCACGACCCCUCCAUAUGACCGUGGACCAUGUUUCCCCAUGUCCAAGCCCCAUUCUGCCCAUCUUCUUGGUUUCUUUAUUGCACCGCUUCUGUUUGACACGUUAGUGACAUUCAUGACGAUCGUGAAGGCCUUCAUGAUCCGUAGAUGCAAUGGAGGAUCCAGCAGCAGACUCAUUCAGACCUUCAUUCGUGAAGGCGUCUUUUAUUACAUUCUGAUAUCCAUUGCCAAUUUGAUUAAUGGCAUAUUUUAUCUUCAGCCGCGACAGGUAAUCUCUGCUAUCAAUAUACCUCUCAGUGUCAUGAUGGGUCCUGUGUUAGCGUGCCGCCUGAUUCUUGACCUGCGUGAGCGCGGCUCCGAGACGGUAUCACAUUCCGAAGGGACCGGAAUGGCGGCUUUCACAACCAAGUCAAUAACUCAAAACCAAACCUCUCCCUUCACGCCUCCACAUCGUUCGAAAGGUGGGUACGGCUUUGGAGGAAGCCGCCACGCCCGUACGGUGGAUUCAAAUAUCGUUCUCAGUACUCUUGGAAGUAUCCCUCCAGAUAUGGACAUGAGUCCCGAACAGGACAUCGUCGAAAUGGAUGAUAUCCGUUCGGGCUUGGGCUUGGAGUUGGGUAGCCUAAGCACCGCUAUCGGAGGUGAUGAAGGCGAACCCAUAUCUGACGAUGGUCGAAUCUGGACAGAUGACGACGUCGAAAGUGGGGAUUUUAGCCUUGGUUCAAGAAAUCCAUAUCGGGCGCUUGAGAUAGGAAUUAGACCGGCGCACGGAGUCCCGAGUCUCUCAGAAAGCGGCAUUCAAGGAAUUCAGGUCGACGUGGAGAAGGCCACCGCUUCUAUGCAACCCGAAUCAUUCUUCUAAUCUUCUAUCUGUUACGUUUCUCGUCGCAAUCCGAAAACAUGCGACUCCUCUUGUUUUCAUACCCGCGCUCACCAGCAUCUUCCUUUAUGUCCCUCUUUCUACGCAUGACGCCGACCGAAGGAAACAGCCUAUCGGUCCAUCACCAUAUAAACGGGAGAGAUUCUCUAAAACUCAUCAUUGUAGAAAUAGGCAUAAUGCCUUUCUUGUCCCAUUACGUCGUACACGUCCAUCUCUCA